Molecule: messenger RNA, 480 nt
Organism: Penicillium atrosanguineum
Lineage: Eukaryota; Fungi; Ascomycota; Eurotiomycetes; Eurotiales; Aspergillaceae
Gene: skpA
Product: SCF ubiquitin ligase subunit skpA
Exons: 4
Coding region: 1-480 (159 amino acids)
Biological process (GO): mitotic cell cycle; SCF-dependent proteasomal ubiquitin-dependent protein catabolic process
Cellular component (GO): cytoplasm; nucleus
Molecular function (GO): cullin family protein binding
Source: RefSeq, a predicted model, not a curated record
AUGUCUGCUCCUAUCACCCUCACCAGCUCCGAUGGAGUCGAAAUCACCGUCGAGCGCGCGGUUGCUGAGCGCUCCAUUUUGAUCAAGAACAUGCUCGAGGAUCUUGGUGACUCUGGCGAGGCCAUCCCUAUUCCUAACGUUAAUGAGGCCGUCCUCAAGAAGGUUAUCGAGUGGUGCGAGCACCACAAGAACGAUCCCCCCACCGCCGGUGAUGACGACGAUAACCGCCGCAAGACGACCGACAUUGAUGAGUGGGACCAGAAGUUCAUGCAGGUGGACCAGGAGAUGCUCUUCGAGAUCAUUCUCGCUGCGAACUACCUCGACAUUAAGGCUCUUUUGGACGUCGGCUGCAAGACUGUCGCCAAUAUGAUCAAAGGAAAGUCCCCCGAGGAGAUCCGGAAGACGUUCAACAUCCAGAACGACUUCACUCCCGAGGAGGAGGACCAAAUCCGUCGCGAGAACGAGUGGGCUGAGGAGUAA